Molecule: messenger RNA, 3632 nt
Organism: Engraulis encrasicolus (European anchovy)
Lineage: Eukaryota; Metazoa; Chordata; Actinopteri; Clupeiformes; Engraulidae
Gene: gkup
Product: glucuronokinase with putative uridyl pyrophosphorylase
Exons: 23
Coding region: 150-2006 (618 amino acids)
Biological process (GO): biosynthetic process
Molecular function (GO): ATP binding; glucuronokinase activity
Source: RefSeq, a predicted model, not a curated record
UAUGUACGGGCUUUUAUUGUGAUACAAGUUCAUGGUAAACGAGCCUGAUGUGGAAACACAAACGUCAAGCGGUGACGUGGUGAGAAUUUGUGUCAGAUUCUGCUACAAUGUAACAUUCUCAAAGUUGUAGUGCGCUUUGCCAGGACAAGAUGAUCUGCAUUUUACUAGUUGCUGGACAUGACACAGUCUUGCAAACGCAGCUAAAGAACGAUGACACAGGUCUCUAUGGCCACUUGACUGGGGUGCCCAAGGCUCUGCUUCCUGGAGUAGGAGGAAAGAAAAUCCUGGACUUCUGGUGGGAGACUGUCAACACGAGGCAACUCUUUACUGAGGUCUAUCUGGUCACCAAUGCAGACAAGUACAAGCACUACGAGCGCUGGGCAACAGCUAAUGAUUUUCCGGUGGAGAACCUGGUGAACGAUGGCAGCACCACUCUGGAGGACCGGCUGGGGGCUGUGGCCGACCUGGAGCUGGCUAUUCGCAGCCGGGGCCUGAAGGAUGACAUCAUGGUGAUUGCUGGAGACAUGCUUUGUGCUGACCAGAACUUUGAUAUCGCACAAGUGGUUCGAUUCUACAAGUCAAAGCCAGGGGACCUGGUCAUCUACUAUGAGUUGGAAGACAGUGAGAAGAGUGACUCCCGUGGCAUUGUGGAGGUGUGCCCAGAAACACACAGAAUCACCUGCUUCCUGGAGAAGCCACCGGAAGGUGUGACAUCAUCACGGCUGGCCAGCGUGGUGUUCUACUGCCUCCAGAGGGAUACACUGCCUUACCUCUCCCAGUUCCUCUCCCAAAGCCCACACACCAGUGACCGCACCAUGGGCAAGUUCUGGGAGUGGUUCAUCAACACACAGAACAUGCCCGUGUUCGGAAUGAAGCUGCCAACCGGGUUCCAGCUUAUUGGACAAGUGGGCCUGUCUGAAUAUGCCAAGUGGCUGGCACACUACUCAGCCAAGCAGCGUGAUCCUCCUGUCAGGCCAAUCACAUAUCGAUCCUUCGCCAGAGUUGGACUGAUGGGAAACCCUUCAGAUGGCUUUCAUGGCAAAACCAUCGCCAUGUCCAUCUCCAACUUUUGGGCUGAGGUCACACUAGUGGAAAGCCAAUCAUUGGUCCUUCUCCCGCAUCCCCUGAAUGACCCCACCGAGUUUGGCAGCCUGCAGGAUCUCUACCACAUCAGCAGGAAAGAAGGGUAUCUUGGAGGUCUAAGACUGCUUCAGGCCACCUGUAAGAAAUUCUAUCAGUUCUGCUCCAAACAAGGGAUUGCCCUACGGAAGCAGAAUUUCACCUUGAAGUACGACACAAACAUUCCUAGGCAGGUGGGCUUGGCAGGAAGCAGUGCCAUUGUGUCUGCAACCUUGAAGUGUCUGAUGAAAUUCUACAACAUCACAGACAAGGACCUUCCUAAACCAGUGAGAGCCAACUUCAUCCUCAACGUUGAAACGGACGAGCUCUUCAUCACAGCUGGUCUUCAGGACCGGGUGGUUCAGGUCUAUGAAGGACUGGUGUACAUGGAUUUCAGCAAGGAGUUGAUGGAUGCAAAAGGAUAUGGGGAGUACAUUCCUAUGGAUAUGGAGGCACUGCCGUCCUUCUGGCUGGCGUACCUGGGAGACCCCAGCGACUCGGGACGAAUACACAGCAAUGUCAGACAACGCUGGCUCAAUGGGGAGCCUGAGGUUAUUGAAGCUAUGAAGUCAUUCGCUGACCUCACUGACCAAGCAAGAUCAGCCUUCCACAGCAAGGACUGGGCCCUGCUAGCACAGCUGAUGGACAAGAACCUGGAGUUGAGAAGGUCCAUAUAUACAGACGAGAGUUUGGGAGCAGGGAAUCUUAAAAUGAUUCAGAUAGCCAGACAGUUUGGCUCUGCGGUGAAGUUCCCGGGUAGUGGAGGGGCUGUGGUCGGCUUGUGUUUGGACCCUCAUCAGAUGGCGGAGAUGAAGAGGGCCUUCCAGGAAGCCGGCUGCGUCUUCUGCCUCAUCAUACCUUACGAUCCCUCGCGUUACUCAUGCUGAAGUUAGGGGACAUCUAUGGCCUAAUGGUUAAAGAGGGGCUUUAGAUCAGAGGGUUGCAAGUUUGAAUCCCACCCUUCCAAUCCCUACCUCACUCCUUGGCUGAAGUGUCCUUGAGCAAGGCACCUAACCCCAUACUGCUCCAGGGACUGUAACCAAUACCCUGCACUUAAAAAUAAAAGUAAAUCGCUUUGGAAUAAAAGAAAUGUCAGCAAAGUGUAAUAUAAUGAAAUCAUGGACUUAAAUGUAUUGUGUAAUUAUUAACAAAACAUUGAGUUUGUGAAAUUAUAUGAAUUUAUACCUGUAUCAGAUAAAACUGUAUUCUUGACAAAAUGCCAGCUAGCUUUUUGCAAACAGUCAUAGAGCCCGGUUACAUGGAGGGUGUAUUCCGUUUCAAACAGAAUGUUGUCAGCGUUUGGUUUAAAACAAGUUCCAGAAUAUUCUGUGUACAUGUGUGGACCUGGAACUGCAUUCUGCAACCGGAAUAUUCCCAGAACAAGGCCACAUUUGGAAUGAAUACAGAGUUUACAUGACUCUUGCACCAACGAAUUAUGUCACUAUUCCGUUAAAAAUCGGCAUAGUGCUCUCAUUGUGAUUAUGCCUUACGUACAUCAUUUGGAUGACCGUAAUCCCGGAAUCCAUAAUGUCCUGGCAAAGAGGAAGCUUUGAGCUUCAAGCUUUGAAUGGGGGUCUCACGGAAUGAUGAGAUGCAAUGCAAUCAGUUGGUCUGAUCUGUAAACACUGUAUGAGCCAUAGGCUAUUUAAAGUACAGUCAUUCAUAUGAACAGUAAAACUAAGAUGCAAUCAUGAAACAGUUUAGGGACCAGCCAGGGGUGAAAUCCCCAGUGGCCCAAGAUAUGUUCAAAUAAAAAAGUAUAUUUUUUCUACAUAGCCUAUUUUCCUUAAGCGUCUCAUGCCCUGCAUUGUGAGUUUAAACAACAUGUACUUCAUUUGCAUUCUUCACUCCCUAUACAGUAGGCAUGGCUGAUGGUGCCUCAAACAUGCAUUUUUAUCGACUGGUGGUAGUAGUCUCUCUGCCGUGAAAACCUUACAGAAACACUACUCUCCCACGUGGGCCUUGAAAUGGUUUUGUAAAAAUCAAAAUACAUUUCAUUUGAUUUUUAUAGUUCAUUGGGCCAGAGGUGGGACCCCAAUAUUUGUGAAAAUACCGAGUGGGCCCCAAAGUUGGAAAAUGUUGGGAACCCCUGACGCCAACCUUUUCUCACUUUGUGGCAGCAGUCCAUGGUGUGAAAAAUGUAGAGCGAAACACCGCAAUAGAGGAAGCGUGCCCUGAAAAUAAACUGGAUUUGAAAACUCACUGGUGAUUCUAAGCACAUGCAUAAUACUAUAUUUAAGAGGCCCGGGAGAGAGAUAGAUCUGUCACCGUUUGAAACGGACGGCCCCGACACAUUGCAUCCUGUCUAUUGAAAUAUCACAUUUCAAACGGUAAUCAUGCCUUCAGCACAGGAAGUGAGGUAUUAAAGUAGGGCUUUACACUGCUGUUGUGUCAGCUAUGUCAGUUUGAAUGGACACAUGCUGCGCUUCUGCACCCAGGCAAUGUGUUGGUGCAGCCAAAAUGUAUAAAUCAUGCUGAAAACAAAAUGUGAAUAAAAUUUGUAUGAAUAAUCG